Messenger RNA from Capronia coronata CBS 617.96, 2064 nucleotides. RefSeq lists its product as uncharacterized. The record is from RefSeq and is a predicted model, not a curated record. Gene Ontology annotation, cellular component: nucleus. The transcript has 6 exons. The coding region runs from base 1 to 2064 and encodes 687 amino acids. NCBI's taxonomy places the organism in Eukaryota, Fungi, Ascomycota, Eurotiomycetes, Chaetothyriales, Herpotrichiellaceae. Gene Ontology annotation, molecular function: RNA binding.
AUGUCUUCUGCAGUAGCGGAGCUGGACUCUAUCUUGCAGUCCAUGCUCAACUUGAAGCCGCCAGGGGUUUCCGGUUCCAAGAUCACCGCCAUCACCUCACUCUGUACCGCGAAUAUCCAAUCUGAGUCAGUUUUGAUCCAGAAGAUCUAUACGCAUUUCAAGAAGACGCCGGGGACACACAAACUGGGAGUACUCUAUGUUGUAGACUCGGUGACACGACAAUGGGUAGAUCAAGCCAGAAAGUCGGGUCAACAGCCUGGUAGCGGAGCCCCUGAUGGGACUUUCGCCGCUGGUGUGACUCGCGUGACUGAAUUACUACCUGUGCUCAUGAACGACAUCAUUGCAACAGCCCCAGAAGAUCAGAAGGUCAAAAUCAAGAAGCUCAUCGAGAUUUGGGAGCGGUCCAACACUUUUCCUGCUCCAUUACUGGCAUCCCUGAAGGAAAAGCUUGAUGCACCAAGAGAUGGUUCUAAUGCCCGGGUAGUCUCAACCACACCAGAGAAAUCGCCAGCGCCUGGCUUCGUCCCCCUGGGCCAACCAGCGGCUAACUCUGCCUCUACAAUGCCGCCUCAACAAGACACUUCAGCCAUCCUCGAGGCCCUCAAGAAUAUGGCAAAGCAGAACGCCGCCGCACAGCCCGCCGUCGCACCCGCACCAGCGCAAUCUAGUUUGAAUAAUCUGUUAGGCACGCAGAAUGGGACUCCUCAGCCGACCAGUACCGUAAACACAGGCCCUCCUCCCGCUGCCAUGGCCGCCAAUGGGCAGGCUGUAAACCCCCUUGGAGCUCUAUUCGCUGGAAUGAGUAAUGGUGCGCAAAGUCAGAGUCCUGCGAAUGUACCUCAGAAUCCGCUGGCUGCGUUUCUUCCUCAGCCACAAGCUCCUGUCCCGAUGGCGCAGAAUCCCGCUCCCUUAGGUCAAGAUCCUCAGGCUCAGUUCCAACUAUUGCAGCUUCUGGCUGCUCAAGGAGUUCCUCCCGAUCAAUGGGCCACUGCGCUACAGUUGUUGAACAUGCAAACUGCCAAUGCCAGCGCUGGCGCCGUGCCUGGCCUUCCCUUUCCGCCACCAAUGCAAGCAAACAACUGGGCCGGCCAGCCGGUCGGUCAGUCACGUGAUGUCCACACCCGCUCACCUCCGAACCAGUAUCGACGCCGGUCUCGCUCUCCUGGAUUCGACAGACGACGAGAUCUGUCUCCCAGACGUCGCCGGGACAGUCCCGGUCCUGAUCAGUACCGUAAUGACCGUGAUGGCCGGCGCGGGAAUGACUAUCGUCAGCGAAGCCCAGCUGGUCGGAGACGUCGAACGUCGACACCGCCCGCUAGUGAUAUCAAACUGCCACCGCCGGGCCCGAAGAACAUAACUUGGGAUACGUCUCUGCCCAAAGGUCACAUCAAAGUGUACAGUCGGACCCUAUUCGUGGGUGGGGUUACCUCUAGUGAAGCACAUCUGCGAGCCAUCUUCAACAAGUUCGGGGUGGUCCAGACCUGCAUCGUCAACGUCGACAAACGUCAUGCCUUUGUGAAGAUGAUUAAUCGUCGAGAUGCGGAGAGUGCUCGCAAUGGGUUGGAAGAAUACAAAGCCGGUGACAUACAGCUUCGGACCAAAUGGGGUGUCGGUUUUGGACCACGUGACUGCAGCGACUAUGCAACCGGCGUUAGUGUCAUUCCUAUCGAACGUCUGACGGAUGCCGACCGCAAGUGGCUGGUGACGGCCGAAUAUGGCGGGACAGGCGGUCUUCCGAUCGAGCAGUUCAUGGUGGUCGAGGAGCCGGAUAUUGAGAUUGGCGCGGGUGUUUCUUCCAAAGCCAUGAGUCGACGCAUUGCCACCGAUGCAGGUGGCCGACGUGGACCCCAGUCAUCCCGCCUCCAUUCCGGCCGGGACGAUGGUCACCGGGACGAUGAUCGCCGCAUGGAUCGCAAUGAUCGACAAUCAGGCGCCGGCAACAGUGGCAGCGGGAUGCCGGGAAUGCCUUUCCCAAUGAACUUUGGAAACAUGACCAACGGCAUGCCUGUCUUCGCAGCGGGCUUCCAAUAUCCGCCGUCCCAGCAACAGGGCAAGCAGGAUUAG